AUGAUGGAUACUUACCUGGGCCAUCGAGAAGCUGUUUUAGCUAGAUCACCUGCAGAUAGAGCUAGCUGGGCUAGUCGAGAUGGGCAUGAUGAUGUUUUCAGAAGUGAACGUCCAGAGAAUCCACGAUCCGACAGCUUUUAUCGAGGUAGAUCCCCAGGAGUAGAUCGCCGUCGUAUACGUGAGCGUUCCCGCUCGCCAAAUUUAAUCGACCGAUAUGAACCUUCUGGUCCUCGCUCUCGAAAUGACUACGAUAGGCAGAGGGUCCGAGAUCGUGGGGAACCCCGACGAGUAUCGCCUGCUCCUCCGAAUAUUGACAGAUACGUACCUGGUCAAGACUCAGGCCCACCUCCAGUCGCAUUGAAUAUGAUACAAGAUCCAACAAACCUCCCAUUCCAAGUUGGAUUUUCGUAUUUCGGUGAAUGGUGGCGUACAAAUGAGAGGCUGAAAGAAGAUAGAGAAGCUGCUCGAACUGGCAAGCGACGUGAUAACAGAAGACCUGAACUUCCUGAAGACCGCGAAAUAGAAAAAUCUAAAAUCCAAGCUGCAUAUGACGUUUACAAACAAGAACUGCAGGCUAAGAUGGCUAGAACAUUUGUACAGGAGCAUAAAAAUGAACAAUGGUUUCAAGAGCGUUACUUCACAGAACUGCGUGAUGAUUUGCGGGUACAGCUAAAUGAACUUCGGCGCGGGAAUUAUAGUCAAUGGGAACAAGAUCUCGAAUCCGGCGUCUUUGAUGAGUACACGCUGGAAGGAAUACCCAAAAGUGAAAGCAAUGGUGCUGGUGGCGUUAUUGAGAAAGAAGAGGGCGAAACAUCUGCGAUCAAUGAGGUUCUCGGAGUCGGUGAUCUCGUUCCAUCCAGAGGUAGUGACAUUCGUGAUGAAAACGCUUUCCAACCAACCCUCCUUAUCAAAACUAUUGCCCCUCAUGUAAGCAGGCAAAAUCUCGAACUGUUCUGUAAAGAACAUCUCGGUGAGGAUGAGGGAGGUUUCAAGUGGUUGAGUCUAAGUGACCCUAACCCAAGCAAACGAUACCAUCGUAUAGGCUGGGUCAUGCUUCAUCCAGCCCCUGAGGGUCCAUCUAUUAUUGACCGCCCUGACUUAAAGGAUAGCGAUAUAGAGCCAAUCGUCGCACCUGUCAUCACUCCAUCAACUGCUGAAAAGGCUCUUGAGGCAAUAAACGGUAAAGUUGUCAAGGAUGAAGUUCGUGGAGAUUUCCAAUGCCACGUUGGUGUUCACAUUCCACCGGCUGCGCCGCGUAAGAAAGCAUUGUGGGAUUUAUUUUCGGCGCCAGAAAGAAUUGAAAAGGACCUUGAUCUCGCCCAGAACCUAGUUCAAAAAUUCGAGGAAGAUUUUGGGUCAGAUUUUAAUGCCGUGUUAAAGAUUGAAGAGCGAGUGGAAGACCUAAGGAACCAGAUGCGUCUAGCCCCUCCUGUUACAGCACAUAAAGUGGAAAGUUUUAAAAAAUCACGGGACUAUCUAGGGAUGGAUGAAGCUAUGGAUGAAGGAGAAGAACCUCAAGAUGAAGAAGAAGAUGAAGAAGAGGAAGGUGCUCUAGAUGAGGAAGUUGAUGACGAGGAGCUACUUGUCAAAAAGAAGCAACUUGAUCUCAUGGUGGAAUAUCUUCGUCGCGUUUUCAACUUUUGUUUUUUCUGUGUCUUUGAGAGUGACUCAAUACAUGAACUCACUCGAAAAUGCCCUGGAGGCCACCUCCGCCGGCCACGGAAUACACUUACAAGUGCUUGCAAAGCCGCAGCAAAAGCUAGCGCACUAGGAGAACCAUUUCCCGGUAUGAAAAAGCUUAACCCUGACUUGGACGACGAACCACAAACGCCUGAAGGUGAUCGUAAAUUCCAGCGUAAUGUACCAUCAAAAGCUGAACAACAGCUUCAGCGUGCGUUCAACUGGGUUAGGACAUUUGAGGAAAAAAUCGCACAGCUACUGAGCCCUGAGACCGUUGAUAUUCGGAAACUUGGCGGCAAACCAAUUGAUGACGCUCUCCGCGAUGAACUCGUAAAGUUUGUGAAACAAGAGGAUGAGCAUAAAUUUAGGUGCCGAGUUCCUGAGUGCCAAAAGCUAUUCAAAGAGGAACACUUUUGGAAAAAGCACGUGGAGAAACGACAUUCUGAAUGGUUAGAUAGCCUAAAGAGAGAUUUUGAACUCAUAAAUACAUAUGUUCUAGAUCCAGCCCAUAUUGCACCAUCGAGAUCCGAUGCUAACAGUAAUGGUCAUUUUCCGCCCUCAAAUGGUCACCUACCAGCUGGAACUCCACGGGGAUUCAAUUUACAAAGUUUUGGUAUGGCCGGAAUUCCUAUGCAAGGAUUUGGCCAGCCCAGCUUCCCACCUUUUUUUCCUGGAGCAGUUCAAAAUGUUAGUGCCUACUCUGGCGCAGGUGGGCCCAUUAGACGCGGUGGGAGACCCCAGAAUCCACGGCCAGGGCCAUAUGAUCGUCGACCCCGUGAAACAGGCCGCCUAAGUCCACCAGGUAGCUCGAGACGCGGGGGGAGAUGGGGAGAUGGAGCGUCUGGGAGUGCAGCCGUGGGACCUAGAGAAGCUGUUCAGGGUCGAAUCUUAAAAUCUUACGAGGACUUAGACGCUGUUGCAGGUGGAGGAUCUGGAGAGCUCAAUUAUUAA
Molecule: messenger RNA, 2631 nt
Organism: Blumeria graminis f. sp. triticale
Lineage: Eukaryota; Fungi; Ascomycota; Leotiomycetes; Helotiales; Erysiphaceae
Source: the annotation of a GenBank genome assembly